AUGGCAGAGUAUACGUAUAACGCCAUUGAAGACUAUGGUCUGAUUGGCGAUAUGCACACUUGUGCUUUGGUGAGCAAAGGCGGUAGCUUGGAUUACAUGUGCUGGCCGGUUUUCGAUUCCCCUUCAGUCUUUUGUCGUCUCUUGGAUGAUAAGAAAGGAGGGUUCUGGUCUAUCGAACCUCAUGAUUCGGUGAUUGACGCCCACAGCAAGCAACGAUACCUACCGUAUUCGAAUCUAUUGGAGACCCGGUGGACCAACGAGGAUGGAGUUGUCACGAUGCUGGACUACUUCCCGGUGACACCCAAGAAGAGUGCCCAGUCAGGUCGACUUCUGUCUGGAUACUGUCCGUGCAACGAUCCUGGUGCCAACCGCUUCAAGUCAGGACUGCAGCAUUCAGGUUUAGUCAGAAAGCUAGAGUGCAGUCGAGGAUCAAUGGAGUUGCAGAUCGAGUUUUUCCCUGCUUUCAACUAUGCUCGCGACUCGCACAAUGCCCGCGCCAAACUGGAGAACGACAUGUGCAAGCAUCGACUGCAGACAAUUCAUUUUGAGAGUCUGAGUGAGAGACUGCAACUCGAGAUCUUCGCGGAUUGUCGGGAGCCAGAAAAGCUUGGAUACCCAAAGGCCAAAUUGGCAUUGGAGGAGCGACCCGGCUUGCAGGGCCGUGGCCUGGUGGCUUGGAUCCGCCUGUCUGAGGGUCAAACUUUGCACUUUGUUCUGCAUAGCCCCGAGAAGGCGGUGCCAAGUUCCGCCACGAUGGCUGCCUACCUGGGCAAGAUGGAGGAAGAAACGUCGGACUAUUGGACGGAGUGGACUCGCAAGUGCGCCUUUCGUGGCCACUACCGAGAGACAGUGGAGCGCAGCCUGCUGAUUCUCAAGCUUCUUACUUACAAGCCAACGGGUGCGAUUGUCGCUGCGCCUACUUUUUCACUCCCAGAAAAUGUGGGUGGCUCUCGUAACUGGGAUUACCGAUAUUCCUGGGUGCGAGACACGGCUUUUACCCUGUAUGUCUUUUUGAAGAUGGGAUACAGCCGCGAAGCGGAAGCCUACGUGAAUUUCAUUUUUGAACGGAUUUUCCCGCAUGCCGCUCAGGAUAUGGAACCGGGAAGCAAACGCCCUUUUCUUCCGCUCAUGUUCACUAUCCGUGGUGAGUACGACAUUCCCGAAGUGGAACUGGAACACCUGGAUGGCUACAGAGGAAGCAAACCAGUCCGUAUUGGCAACGCCGCUGUUUUCCACACUCAGCUUGAUAUCUAUGGUGAGCUUCUGGAUAGCAUCUACCUUUACAACAAGCAUGGAAACCCCAUCACCUACGACCAAUGGUCUUCUAUUCGGCGCAUGGUGAACUAUGUGGUUAGUGUACGAGAUCAGAAGGACAUGUCCAUUUGGGAAUCUCGUGGUCAGGUCCAGAAUUUCAUCUACUCGAAGGUCAUGAUGUGGGUGGCAUUGGACCGUGGCAUUCGGCUUGCAGAAAAACGAUCUAGUUUGCCAUGCCCGGAUCGAUUCAAAUGGAUUCAGGUCCGCGAUGAGCUUUAUGAUGAGGUAAUGACCAGAGGGUUUAAUACCGAGCGCCAACACUUCUGUCAAAGCUAUGAAAGCCCCGAUGUUCUUGAUGCAUCAAUUCUGAUCGCUCCCUUGGUCUUUUUUGUGGCGCCAAAUGAUCCGCGAUUCAUCAACACCCUGAAGAGGAUUUUGCAAAGCCCAGAGAAGGAGGGUCUCUCCAGUGCCAAGAUGGUGUUCCGAUAUGACCAUGAGAAGGCAAAUGAUGGUGUGGGUGGAGGUGAGGGUGCCUUCAUCAUGGUUACCUUUUGGCUUGUUGAAGCCAUGGCUCGGGCUGCCAAAUAUGAUGUUCCUAUCCCCAACAUCUGGAAGCUCGCGCUCUCCCACUUUGACAAUAUUCUGUCAUACUCAAACCACUUGGGAAUGUUCUCAGAAGAAGUGGCCAUCUCAGGCGAGCAGAUGGGCAAUACUCCCCAGGCGUUCAGUCAUUUGGCAUGUAUCAGUGCGGCUAUCAAUCUGGAGAGAUUGGGUCAGGGAGCCUUGUCAUCAGAUGAAGAAGAUUUUGUUUCUACUCAAAGCACCGCCUCGGUGGAUCCGGAAGCUAUGUUCGUAAAGCGCCACCUCUCCUCGUUUGGGAAACUCAGCAUCGCAGGGAAUGGGAUCACAUCUUCCGACCAGUACGGGACUCGAACUUCAACACCAGGUACUGCCCCAUCAGUCUACACCGGGUCAUGCUUUAAGCCAACAGCCAAAAAUCCGAUGCAGCUCCUGGAGCUCCCUCUUGAUUUGUUGAAGGAUAUCAUCAAAGAAGUCACCCAUACGAAUGACCUUACCUCCCUUGCAUUGACAUGUUCUACCCUCCAUGCCUUGACGGUCCCGCACAUGUACUCCCGAUUCGAUAUUGUCUGGCCUGAAUCCUUGAACUCAUCAAGCGAUGACUAUGCGGGGGUGGAUGCCUUGUCGUACGGGCUAUCAACCUUGGUCAUGGGAGAGGACGUUUUCCACCAUGCCCCUCUGGCAAGGCUUGAUCGAUCUUCGGAAGACUGCUCUCACUGUGGAUGUGACAACCCACAUCACCGAGGAAAUCACAUAAACGGCGGUAUUGGUAGAUCGCUGGGACGACGAGGGAACCACUAUGCACAAUUCACCCGCACUUUCUCGAUCGGGAAUGGCCCACUCAGCUGGGUCCAAGAGUAUUCGGUGAAUCGAGAGGUUGGGAAAAUGUUGGGAACACUGGUCGCCUUGGCUGUAGCGCGCAUGAUCAAUCUUGAGGCAUUCAUAUGGGACAUGCCGACCGGUGUCGUUCGUGAGAUCUGGCUUGCCCUUGCCUCCCUGGCUGACGGAUCGCAUGGUCAAUGUCGAUUGGAGCGCAUCUGGGUACGUUGGCACGAUAAUUCAGAGAAUCCUUUACGACUCUCGGCAACGUUAAGCUCCCGUGUUCCCCAGAAGUACAAGCACGUCGAACAUCCUUCGCUAUCUGUGCUACCGCCACUUAAGAGUAUAGCUGUUCUCGACAUUGAUGAGACUGCCUAUGUCGAAGAGCUCGCUGUUCUAAUCGAACGUUCCCGUCAUUGUCUGACGGAAUUACGAAUUGGCGUUGCGUUAAAGGCGCACCUGUCUGACUGGGUGAUGUGUGUCAAAGAUAACGACCCCCCAAUUGACUCUCAUCUCAAUUGGCCAAAGGUUGGGGGAAUACUCAGCAUUUUAUCCAAGCAGAACUCCGUUCCCCAGAAGGAGGACAUUAUCUCGCGCUCGGCUUGUGACUCGCUUCAGUCAGAUGAAUCCACUGAUAAUGAUACCCAGACUGGGGAUCAUGUAUCUCGGCAGGGAUCGAAUUCCACACCAUCUAUUUCCAAGUCACACAAAGAGCUUAAAAUAGUUUCAUCCAACACAAUUUCUUCAAGCCCUGCCCCGAAAGCAAGUGGCCACAUUUAUGGCGCACCCACUAGUACCAACAGCGAGAAAUUGAACCUCGAAGUACUGGAGUUGGAACGAGUUCCUCUUUCCAUACCACAUCUUCUACCCCAGCUUGACUGGACCCGGCUCACUACACUUACUGUGAUGCGUUGCGCAGAACAUGAGACUCUAUGGAGGGCGCUACGUCGAAAGUAUGCGCCCCCUCAGCCACCCCAGAAACGGUCUCAGAAAGGCGAGAGGCGUCGAUCCAGCCUCGGCAAAGAUGAUUACUCACUCAAUAUCAAAUAUCUGAGAACGGAUACCGUUACUCCAUACCUGAUGCUUUUCAUCAAAGAUGCAAUCGCCCCGAAUACCUUGGAAAGUGUCUACCUGCAUGAGGCCCCAGCCUUUGACUCAAACGUCAACAUUGAAGCGAUUUAUCGGCAUAUUGUUCGGAAGCAUCGAUUGAGCCUCCGACAGAUUCUCAUUGAUGCCUCUGAGCGCAAUGGAAAUGUGGACAGCAUGGGUCAACGUUGGCAUAAAUGGAUGUUUAACCAGGAAAUGGUGUCCUUUGUCACUAGCGGACGAAUGCCUCAACUGAGAGAGUUGGGGAUGGCCAUGCACUAUCGUGACUGGCACUAUUUCCUACAAAGGCUACCCAAGAUGCCCCAACUACGCGCAUUAUACUUGCCGCGCAUUAGCCAUUCUGUUCAUCGCGGUGAAUUGAAAGAGCUCGCCUUACAAGUCCUUGAUAUUGUUAGCAUCCGCCCGGAUCUCAAGAUCACUUACAUCGGGUUGCAAUCCAAAUGCUACCAGAUCAUCGAAAAGAAUGGCCCGAGCAAUCAGUCAGAUUCCGAUGAACCUCCAUCUUCCAACUUCGGCUCUGGUAAUGAUGGCCUAGGUCCUUUUGAGGACGACACCCAGGAUACUAGUGAUGAUGAUCGUGACCCACCUGCGAACAAUAACGAGCUCCUUUCGAACGAUUUUACUGAAUCUGAUAGCGAGAUGGAGGAGAGCGACACUUCUCGAGUCCAUUUUAAGCUCCAGGAAAUUCUCUUUUACGACGACAAGAUAUCCAUUUUCAAGGCCCGCCACGGUGUGAUUUGA
This is a messenger RNA of Penicillium verhagenii, 4500 nucleotides long. RefSeq names its product glycoside hydrolase family 15 protein. Gene Ontology annotation, biological process: carbohydrate metabolic process. The transcript is spliced from 6 exons. The record is from RefSeq and is a predicted model, not a curated record. Gene Ontology annotation, molecular function: hydrolase activity, hydrolyzing O-glycosyl compounds. Bases 1 to 4500 code for a protein of 1499 amino acids. NCBI's taxonomy places the organism in Eukaryota, Fungi, Ascomycota, Eurotiomycetes, Eurotiales, Aspergillaceae.